AUGGCUGAUGACCCGGACGGGCUCGACGACCCAGAAGAGCCAAAUGACCAAGACGGGCCCAACGACCAAGAUGAGCCCGACGACCAGGACGGGCCUCACAACCCAGACAUGCUCGACUACACGGACGGACCCGAUGACCCAAACGGGCCUGACAACCCGAACGAGCCAAAUGAACCCGACGACACGGACGGGCACGAUGACUUGGACGAGCCCAAUGACAAGGACGGGCCCCAUGAUUCGGUUGGGCCUGACGACUCGGAAGGGCCCGAUGACCUAAACGAGCCCAACGACCCGAACGGGCCCAAUCACCUGGAUGGGCCCGAUGAUCCAGAUAGGCCUAAUGACUCGAACGAGCCCGAUAACCCAGAUGGGCCCGGCGACCCGGAUGGGCCCAACGACAUGUACGGGCCUAAUCGGGUCAUUGGGCCUGUCCGGAUCAUCGGGUCCGUAUGGGUCGUUGGUCCCGUUCGGGUUGUCGGGCUCGUCCGGAUCGUCGGGCCCGUUCGGAUCGUUGGGCCCGUCGAGGUCGUUUGGCCCGUCCGGUUCGUCGGGCUCGUCGGGUCGUCAGGCUCGUCGGGUCGUCGGGCUCAUCCGGGUCGUUGA
This is a messenger RNA of Vigna unguiculata (cowpea), 603 nucleotides long. NCBI's taxonomy places the organism in Eukaryota, Viridiplantae, Streptophyta, Magnoliopsida, Fabales, Fabaceae. The record is from RefSeq and is a predicted model, not a curated record.